AGCCGGCUUAGAAAUUUGUUUUCGUUCCAUGAUUUGUUUAUUUUUCUUUGUGUUUACAAUGUGAAACUACUUACGAUGCUUGCCAUAUUCAGUUCCAUCGCCAGGAUCAUAGAUGCAAUUCUGUUGCAACCUGUUGCUGCCAUUAUUGAAGCAAUCCUGGGGGCCGUUUACUAUUUCUUUGCCAUUAGUUACUUUAUUGGUUACUUUCUGGUAAAAUGCGGCACCCUCAUCUGGAGAUACCUUUGCGAGGGCUAUGAAGUUGCCAAUGUAGUUUAUAGAAGAUGUGCCCACUACUUCAGCGAGCUGUGCAACAUAAUAUUCGAUGUUGCCGAAUAUGCAUACUAUGGAAUUACAGAUCUGACUACUGCAAUUGGAUUGUUUUUGAGCAAUCUGCUUAUGGGCAUAGGCAAUUUCACGAUCUGGCUGCUGAUGCUUCUGCCGCGUGCUCUUGUACGUCUCGCGGACUAUCUAGUGAAUAUGCUAUACAAGCUAGGCCAAUAUAUUGUAGAGCAUGGCUUACAUCUUCUAGACAACGCCUUUAGACUUUCUAUUGGCAUAGCUGUGCUGCUCGUCCUUUACAUGUUCAGACGCUAUGUGUACCUAAUGACGCUAUAUGCACUGCAAAAGAUAUACACUGAAAUAUCAAAGGCGGCACUAUGCGCCUGGACGUGGGCAAACAAUCGAAUGUCCUGGUUGGUGCAAAAGCUGCGGAUUCAACCCGCGGAGCUCAGCCUUGUACAAGCUGAUGUCUGUGUGAUAUGCUUGGAGCGUGGCCGAAGUAUUGUCAUUCUGCCCUGCCGCCACCUGUGCCUGUGCAAGCACUGCUCCCAACAGCUACAUCGAACUGAGGGUGGCCACCGUUGCCCCAUUUGUCGCAACUAUAUUGACACUUUACUUCAAAUUUAUGCUUAACUUCUUGUUUGAUUAUUGAGCUUGUUUAAAUAUUGUUUUAUAUA
Molecule: messenger RNA, 956 nt
Organism: Drosophila busckii
Lineage: Eukaryota; Metazoa; Arthropoda; Insecta; Diptera; Drosophilidae
Product: mitochondrial ubiquitin ligase activator of NFKB 1
Exons: 1
Coding region: 76-912 (278 amino acids)
Biological process (GO): protein ubiquitination
Molecular function (GO): ubiquitin protein ligase activity
Source: RefSeq, a predicted model, not a curated record